Messenger RNA from Perkinsus marinus ATCC 50983, 1617 nucleotides. Its product is annotated as Dentin matrix acidic phosphoprotein 1 precursor, putative. The transcript has a single exon. Lineage: Eukaryota; Perkinsozoa; Perkinsida; Perkinsidae. Bases 1 to 1617 code for a protein of 538 amino acids. The record is from RefSeq and is a predicted model, not a curated record.
AUGAGGAAGCGUUCUGGUUACAUGCGGGGAUACCGCGUUAAGGUCCUCGCUCACGGCCUCCCAUUCAUCCUCCAGUGGAGGGGAGUCCAACGCGGUAUGCAGUCCACUACGGCGAAGAUUGAGAGGGGAUGCGGCGGCUUUUGCGUUUUUGGCGACUACGGCCCGAUGUAUACCGUUGACGACACCUACCGGGUUGAGGACUCGACUAUUGAGCUCAGCUUCGACCAUUCCGUCCUCACGGCUACAACACCAUACCCUCCCCAUGAUACUACUGAAACACCAGAGAUGCCGGGGACGGGGGCGCCUGCAGAGUCUACUACUACCGAGGCCCCUGUAGAAGAAUCUACUACUGAAGCCCCCGUAGAAGUGUCCACUACUGAGGGCGCUGUAGAUGCGGCUACCACUGAAGCCCCUCUUGGUGAGUCCACGACUGAAGCACCUACAGGUGAGGCUACUACUGAAGCCCCUGCAGACGAGUCUACUACUGAAGCCCCUGUAGACGAGUCCACUACUGAAGCCCCUGUAGACGAGUCUACUACCGAGGCCCCUGUAGACGAGUCUACUACUGAAGCCCCUGUAGACGAGUCUACUACUGAGGCCCCUGUAGACGAGUCCGCUACUGAAGCCCCUGUUGGUGAGUCUACUACCGAGGCCCCUGUAGACGGGUCUACUACCGAGGCCCCUGUAGACGAGUCCACUACUGAGGCCCCUGUAGACGAGUCCACUACUGAGGCCCCUGUUGACGAGUCUACUACUGAAGCCCCUGUUGGUGAGUCUACUACCGAGGCCCCUGUAGACGGUUCUACUACUGAAGCCUCAGUGGACGAGUCUACUACUGAGGCCCCUGUAGACGAGUCUACUGCUGAGGCCCCUGUAGACGAGCCUACUACUGAAGCCCCUGUAGAUGAGGGUACCACUGAAUCUCCUGUAGACGAGUCCACUACUGAGGCCACUAUGGGAGAGUCCACUACUGAGGCCCCUGUAGAUGCGGUUACCACUGAAACCCCUGUUGGUGAGUCCACUACUGAAGCACUUAUAGAUGAGGCUACUACUGAAGCCCCUGUGAAUGCGUUUACUACUGGCGCCCCUAUAGACGAGUCCACCACUGAAGCUCCUGUAGGUGAGGCUACUACCGAAGCCCCUGUAGAUGAGUCUACUACUGAGGCCCCUGUAGACGAGUCUACUACCGAGGCAACUGUAGACGAGUCUACUACUGAGGCCCCUGUAGACGAGUCCACUACUGGAGCCCCUGUAGAUGCGUCUACUACUGAAGCCCCUGUAGAUGAGUCCACUACUGAAGCCUCUGUUGGUGAGUCCACUACUGAGGCCCCUGUAGACGAGUCCACAACUGAAGCUCCUGUGGAUGAGGCUACUACUGAAGCCUCUGUUGGUGAGUCCACUACUGAGGCCCCUGUAGACGAGUCUACAACUGAAGCUCCUGUGGAUGAGUCUACUACUCCUACAGCCACCCUGACUGAGUCUAUGACUACUGGAGCCUCUUCAAUGGUGUCCACCACUGAAUCCUCUAUGAUGGAGGCUACUAGCACUGGAGCUCCGGUAGUUACUAGUGCGCCUCCUAUUGGCGACUUCACUGAUGCUCCUCCCAUCCUCCCAUAA